AUGCUGCUAACUUUAUUCAAGUUCACCAUGAUCGUUCCGCUACUAAUCAGCGUCGAAACCAGCUCAGAAAAAUUAUCAUUCGUCCCAGCAGAAGAGAAGAAGGCCUUACAACGACAGAGUGACGUAUUUUUAAAGGAGAACGUGAAAUCCGUCCAAGAUGAAGACACGAAUCUCGUGCAGAAGCGACAAUUGAACAAGAACAAUCGAUUUUCCAACGAAGAAGACUCGAGGAUACCUCAUGGUGGUGUCGAGAGUAGGUUCGUCAGGUCGAAUGGCAAAGGGUUAGCCCACAAAAUGGCGAAGGACGCGUUGAAGUCACCGAAGAUGCAGGAGACCAUGAGGAAGCUGUCGAAAGUGUCGAAACCGAAAGACACUUAUCACGUGACGGUGAAAGUGCCGAAGAACAGAGUGAGAAUGGCCAACGAGAGGAGACGUCAGAAAGGAGCGAGGCAUAAGGGAGGAAGAAAGAGAAAAAGGAAAAGACACCAUCGAAGACACGAAAAAGACCAUUCCAGACUGUUAAAGAGGGGAUCCCCUAAGAGAACGUCGAACCCAAAACGAGAAAUUAACUCUUCCUCGAAACGAUCCGACAAACGCGACGAAGAAGACACUCUCGAUGAUAAAUCACGCGACGAAUCGUCCAGCUCGAGAUCGAAGGAUCGAAAAAUCACCGUUAAAAUAGACAACAGUGAUUACGUCGAUUUCUCCACUCCCUCGAUUAUCAUCGAACCACGAAACACCGAUAAUUCUGCGAAAUUACGGGAAAGCGAGAAAAUGAUCGAUCGUCUGAUGAUAACGACCACGAAAGAUCCUUCGAAAAAGAAUGUCGGCGAUCGAGGGAUCGAGUAUUCGGAUUAUUACAGCGACGACGAGGUUCUGCAAGAUUUAGCCGCGAAUAAAAUCCCCGUACAGCUGUUCGAGACGAGUUCCAACGAUCGAUUUGCACGCCAGGCGGUGAAUUUCACGUCUUAUCGCGAUGGGAAUCGACGGAUCGAUAGAAACCGACGAAAACUUGGAAAAAAGCUGAGAGACGUGAAUUCUCUUCGUUUUCAGAAUUAUCCGACGAUUGAAGAACGUUCGACGUUAACGAGACGCGACUCUAUGCUGGACGAUUCGUCGAGUAAUUAUCCGUCGAAUUACGAAUCACCGGAACAUCGAAACGAAAAUAUCGACUCGUCUUAUCCGUCGGAUGGAAAUCUGGAACAGUCGCGAGUACUCGAGGAGGAGCCUGGUUCGCGGAAUAAUCUGGACGCUUUAGAAGCUGAUAAAUUGAACGUUGAAGCACAGUAUCCUGAGAAAUUCAAUUAUAUCAAUCAAUACGGAAAUCCUGAAGUAGCGAUGGCUUCGAACGAGCUUCGAAAUUUGAACAACGAAGUUGUUUCACCUCAAGUUCCUCAAUUUCAAGGUUUCAAUGACUAUCAGAAAGAAGACACUUUGGAUCAGAAUACGAUGGAUCAACCUCAGAUAGAAAAUCUGAGGAUUCCAAGUGCGAAGGACGAGAAUAUCGAACAAAUGGAACAAUCUCUGCAACCGAAGUACAGUUUACCAAAUUCUGGUGUUUCCAACGCUAUGGAUCAACCUUUGGGAAAGAUUCUCGAGUCUCUGGGAAUAAACGUGAAUGGAGCAUCGAAUAAUUUCGAUCAAUAUCCGAAUUUCAACGAGAACAUCGAUCCUUAUCGAGAUUCUUCUUACUCUAACAUGCUCGACAGGCCGGUGGAGCGUUUGUUGAGUCCUAGUUACUUGAGAAAGAGGCCGAACGAGGAUUCAGCAAACGUGAAAGAGUUGGAUUUAGAGGCGAGUAGAUCUAGAAACAGGAAGAACGACAGGGAGGGACAUUUCCGGAGACAUUCGAUCGAAGAUGGUGAUUACGAUAGGAAUAUUCUGGGUGAUGAGAAGCCUACGCAUAAUAUGAACAUUUCUAUAGCUGUGCACGACACGAAAGAGGUGGCGAAUCAGAUUCUCGAUACCAUAAUGGAGGAGCUUGAGGAACUGAAGACAGACCGGUCGAAGAACAACAAGAGGGAGGGAUUACCUUGCCGUUUGUCAGGGUCCUGGUCAACAGCUCAGGCAGGAGUGAAACUGGAUAUGAGGGUGGUGAAUCGUAGUAUAAUCGUGACACUGUCGGACCUCGCUACUCCCCGUUAUCAUGAAAGUUUAUUGAACGGAACGUGGAACGUAUCUGGUCACGCCCCAUUCAAGCGUGGAUCGCCAUUCACUCUGAUCGCCACCGACAAUACCAGCAAUUCCUUAGCAGUGUUUGCCGGUGCUUGUAGAGUGUGUCAGGGUGUCGACACCAUAGCAGGUGUUUGGUCAGUAGCUCGACAGCCAAAGGGUUGCAGCGAUUUCCAAGUAGCGACGAGCGUCUACAACGAUAUCUUCCGAAAGACGAAAUUAUCCAGCCUGAAAGAGAGUCAAGGCACGAAUACUACCGAAAGCGCGACAUCGAAGCAUAAAAAGAGGAAAAGUUAGGAGCAUUUAUUCUGUAACAAUCCGUAUGACGCGGAGAAUCGACGGAACGGGGAUCUAAACGUUGGAAUUCGAAGGAUGGAACCACGAUAAAUAAAAAAAUCUUACUUACAAACCUAUACGAGAACGAAUUAUACCGGUAUACCGACAGCUAUACCGGAAGAAUGUAGAAUAUUUUGUAACUAUGAUGUAAGUAGCUUCUAAUA
This is a messenger RNA of Habropoda laboriosa, 2672 nucleotides long. RefSeq lists its product as uncharacterized. Lineage: Eukaryota; Metazoa; Arthropoda; Insecta; Hymenoptera; Apidae. The coding region runs from base 1 to 2469 and encodes 822 amino acids. The transcript is spliced from 6 exons. The record is from RefSeq and is a predicted model, not a curated record.